AAUAAUAAACCCUGGUGGGCAUAAUUCGAGGGGUUUUGCGACAUUUCAUUUCAAAACCCUUUCACUGUAAAGCCACUGUCAGCGACAGAUGCAAUUGCCUGCUGCGGCGGCGCGUGCACCCACAUGGUUUUCCACGCGCCGCCUUCUCGAUGAAAAGCUCUCCGACCUCCACCGCUGCUCAAACCUCAACACCGUGAAGCAAAUCCAAGCUCAAGUCCUCAAGAAUGACCUCCACCAAGACCCUUACGUCGCACCGAAACUCGUCGCCGCCUUCUCCCUCUCCCGCCACCUCCCCUCCGCCGUCAACGCAUUCAACCUCGUAACCAACCCAAACACCCACCUCUACAACACUCUCAUCAGAGCUCAGGCCCAAAACAAGGCUUACCCUUCCGUCGCAUUUGAAACCUUCUUCCAGAUGCAGAGGAAUGGUGUUUUUUCAGAUAGCUUCACCUACACGUGUCUGUUGAAAUCUUUUGACGGUUAUAGCUGUUUUCGGAUGGUGCAGAUGAUCCACACGCAUGUGGUGAAGUUUGGGUUUUUCGGGAGUGAUAUAUUUGUGCCGAACUCGUUGAUAGAUUCGUAUUGUAAAUGUGGGGGUGCUGGAAUGGAUGCGGCAAUUCGGUUGUUUUUGGAGAUGGAGGAACGGGAUGUGGUGACUUGGAACUCUCUGAUUGGUGGGUUGGUGAGAGGUGGUGAGUUUGAGAAAGCCUGCAAGGUGUUUGAUGAAAUGCCUGAGAGGGAUGUGGUUAGUUGGAACAUCAUGUUGGAUGGGUAUGCUAAGGCUGGGGAGAUGGGGAAGGCGUUUGAGAUGUUUGAGGGAAUGCCCGAGAGGAAUGUUGUGUCAUGGGCUUCAAUGGUUUGGGGUUAUUGUAGAGCCGGGGAUAUGAAUAUGGCGAGGAUGUUGUUCGAUAAGUGUCCUGUGAAGAACUUGGUGAUUUGGACCACUAUGAUAUCUGGGUAUGCUGAGAAGGGGCUUGUUAAUGAGGCAACAAAGUUGUAUGAUAAGAUGGAGGGAGUUGGGAUGAGGAUUGAUGAUGGGUUUCUGAUAAGUAUUUUGGCUGCAUGUGCCGAGUCUGGAAUGUCUGCGUUGGGGAAAAGAAUUCAUGCUUCUGUUGAGAGGCGGAGGUUGAGGUGUAGCACUAAGGUGUUGAACGCAUUCAUCGAUAUGUAUGCGAAGUGUGGUUGUGUGGAUGUUGCCCUUGGUGUCUUUAGUAGGAUUGAAAAGAAAGAUUUGGUGUCUUGGAAUUCCAUGAUUCAAGGGUUAGGCAUACAUGGACGUGGUGAGAAAGCACUUGAGCUUUUCACGAGGAUGGUACAUGAGGGUUUUGAACCGGACAAAUAUACGUUCAUUGGUCUUUUAUGUGCUUGCACCCAUGCAGGCCUUGUCAAUGAAGGGCGUAAUUACUUCUAUUCAAUGGAGAAAGUGCAUGGGAUUGUUCCUCAAGUUGAGCACUAUGGUUGUAUGAUUGAUCUUCUUGGUCGAGGGGGACACCUGGAGGAAGCUUUUCAGCUUGUGCGCAGCAUGCCUAUGGAGCCAAAUGAAAUAGUCUUGGGAACUCUUUUGGGGGCUUGUAGAAUGCAUAAUGAUGUAGAUCUUGCAAAAGCUGUGUGCGAACACUUGUUUGAGUUGGCACCACUGGAUCCUGGAAAUUUCAACCUUUUGUCAAACAUUUAUGCUCAAGCAGGGGAUUGGGUGAAUGUUGCUAGUGUAAGGUGGCAAAUGAAGAACACAGGAAGCCAAAAGCCUUCUGGAGCUAGUUCCAUUGAGGUAGAAGAGGAAGUGCAUGAAUUUACAGCAUUUGAUCAGUCACACCCUAAAUCAGAUGAUAUAUAUAGAAUGAUUGACAGAUUGAUAAAGGACAUUAGGCAGGUUGGAUAUGUUCCAAAGGCUUACGUCAGCCGAAGUGAUGCUUAUAGUUUUAACUUUUAAGGAAUAAAUAUGAGGAUUUAACUGUAUACGUUGCUGUUGUAUUAAAAGUAAGGAUGUCAUCAUAUACUUUGCAGCUGCUGGUUUAGCAAAACAGAGAAAUUGUAUGCAGGGAUCAGCUUGUGCUUACAGUGGCAGCAGCACCGUUGUAAAGCCAAUGAGAGGGAACAGUUUGUGGUAGUUGUAAAAAAGAAGCUAUUCAAAUAUAAUAUACUGAGUGGCAAUUCCACUCAAAUGCACUUGUUAAUUCCAUUCUUGCUGAGCAUUAUUGAUUUGAUUUGAGACAUUCACUUGAGCAUAAGUUGUGGAUAUGUGCCUGAGAGAACUCUCACUCAACUCCUAACCAGCCACGAUGGUGUCUCCAGGCUCAUGAAGACAGAGCGCAAGCCACUCCUCUUCCAACCCCAACCUUCCCUUACCUCAACAGGUUCAGCUGUGAAAAUGGUUAUGUAAUAAGCAGUGGUGAGAUCAUUGAUGCUGUUAGUCCGGUGAUGUCGGAAGAGAGGAGGGAGAGGUUCAAGAAUGUGGUUCAGAACAGGAGCUACUCAGUUUGUUUGGUGGUGGAAGGGCUCUGCGACUUUGGGAAUGUUUCCGCUGCAUUUCGGUCUGCGGAUGCACUUGGGGUGCAGUCUGUUCAUGUGGUGUCUUGUGACGCCAACAAAAGGUGUUUGAGACUUAUAAGAAUGUGUUGAGGUAUAGAGAUAAUCAUCAUGUGAGCAUGGGUGCAGAAAAGUGGUUGGACAUUGAAUUGUGGGACUCUACAACGGAGUGCUUUAAGAUGUUAAAAUCACGUGGUUAUCGAAUCGCCACAAUCCAUCUAGGAAUGGAUACUGUAUUGCUCAACUCUUCCCUUUCUGUUAUAGUGCUAUUUCAUACUAGAGAAAGUGUGUACAACCAGUACUUGUAUAUUUGUUUCACUUGCAUUUUGUAAGUGCUUUUUGGGGGACUUCACACUAUCAUUUGGGUCUUAUUUGGUGGGUCUUAUUACUUUACAUUCUGAACCAAAAUUGUUCAGGAUCUUCAGAUGAUUCACUGACAUUUCUUGCUAUAUAUAUAGGUUUCUAUAUAUGACAUGGACUGGUCCUGCCCAACUGCAAUUGUAGUUGGGAAUGAGAAUAGGUUCUUGUUUUUUUAACUGACAGAUGCCUUGUUAAUGAAGUUGGUUGUGUUCA
Messenger RNA from Arachis ipaensis, 3099 nucleotides. Lineage: Eukaryota; Viridiplantae; Streptophyta; Magnoliopsida; Fabales; Fabaceae. The record is from RefSeq and is a predicted model, not a curated record.